AUUUGAAUUGGGUUUUCAGCUCUACCUUCGUAGCAACCCUGAUGUGUCGAACUUUGUUUGAUUUCCCGAUUUCGCGCACGAUUUGUUAUUUCUGUUUGUUUGUUUGUUUGUUCGGAGUGUCUUCCUCUGUCUUUGGCCUGGAGUGACCUCGCGUCAUGACCUCGAUCAUCAAGUUCCGGCCUUUGUCGGGUGGGAUGAUGCCCGCCCAAUCGGCACUGAGCCCGCCGCACGCCUACCUGUUAGAGCUGGAUCAGUUCACGUUCCUGUGCGAUUGCGGCUGGAACGCCCAAUUCGACAUGGCCUUCAUGCACGAGCUGAAAGCCGUGGUCCACAAAAUCGAUGCUGUGUUACUCUCGUAUCCGGAUAUGAGCCAUUUAGGCGGGCUACCCUACGCCGUGUCUCAAUUAGGUCUGAGUUGCCCCAUUUACGCAACAGUGCCCAUCUACAAAAUGGGUCAAAUGUUCAUGUACGACUUGUAUCAGGCCCGAUUCAACAUGGAAGAUUUUCAACUCUUUUCCUUGGAUGAAGUCGACAAGACGUUCGAAAUGAUCACGCAGCUCAAAUACAACCAAACUGUUCAGUUACGAGGUAAAGGCGAAGGCAUUGCCAUCACGCCCAUGCCUGCUGGCCACAUGAUUGGCGGCAGUCUCUGGAAGAUUGUCAAGGAGGGCGAAGAGGACAUCAUCUACGCCGUGGACUUCAACCACAAAAAAGAGCAGCAUCUCAAUGGCAGCGAGAUCGAGAAGAUCCAACGCCCCUCCUUACUCAUCACGGAUGCUUUCAACGCCUCUUACAAGCAGGUUCGUCGACGAGAUCGGGAUGAGAAACUCAUGACCAGCAUUCUGCAGACCCUCCGCAACAAGGGCAAUGUGUUGGUCUGUGUAGACACGGCUGGACGGGUGUUGGAGUUAGCCCACAUGAUCGAUCAUCUCUGGCAAAUCCAGGACUCUGGCCUUAUCGCUUAUUCCUUGGCCUUACUCAACAAUAUGAGCUUCAACGUGAUCGAGUUCGCCAAGUCGCAAAUUGAGUGGAUGAGCGACAAACUCAUGCGCAACUUUGAAGGUCGACGCAACAACCCUUUUCAGUUCAAGCACUUGAAAUUGUGUCAUUCCAUAGCCGAGGUCAAUAAGGUUCCGUCGCCUAAAGUGGUCUUGGCCAGUAUGCCCGACCUUGAGUGCGGCUUUUCUCGGGAUCUGUUCUUGAGUUGGUGCGGCAAACCUCAGAACAACAUUAUCAUCACGUCACGCACGGGCGAGGGCACUUUGGCCCAUGAUUUGGUGGCUAAUGGGACCAAUCGGACGAUCAAUUUGGAGAUCAAGAAGCGGGUCAAGUUAUCUGGAGCAGAAUUGGAAGAGCAUAAACGGGUUGAACGGGAGAAAGCUGCGGCGGUGGCCAAGGCCAAGAAACAGAACAACGAGUUACUGAUUGACGACGAGUCUUCGGAUGAGGAAAUGGACACAGGAGGACCCGUGAAGCACGAUAUCAUCAUGAAAGUGGAUGCAGCCAAGGAGAACAAUCAGAGCACAACCUUCUUCAAGACGGUCAAGGCCAAACAUAUGAUGUUCCCUCUUACGGAAGAAAAGGUCAAAUGGGACGACUAUGGAGAGAUCAUCCGGCCUGAGGAUUGGAUGGACACGGUGAUCGAUCCGGAUCCGAUCAAGAAUCCUGCCACGAAUGGCCGUACCAACUCAUUCGAGUACGAAGACACCAAAGAUAUUGUGGAAAUCCCAACCAAAUGCAUAUCCAGUGUACAACGCGUUCAACUCAAGGCCCAAAUCCAUUUCAUCGACUUCGAAGGUCGCUCCGAUGGCGAAUCCAUCGUCAAAGUGCUUCAGCAAGUCAAACCUCGUCGUCUGAUUUUAGUGCGAGGGCGUGAGGAUCAAUGUCUAGCUUUGGCUAACCAAUGCCGACAAUUAUGGGCUAAAGCCCAGGAAAGUUCCGGUCAGACUCAACAAAAGGUCAAUAUUUAUACUCCCAAAAAUGGCGAAACCGUCGAUGCCACCACCGAGUCCUACAUUUACCAAGUCCGUUUGCCCGAAUCCUUGGUCAGUCGUCUGUCCUUCAGUAAGGGCAAAGAUGGCCUUUUGGCUUGGGUGGAUGGGAAGAUCUCGUUUAAUCAGGAAGAAAUCGCCGAUGUCCAGUCUGAAGACGCCGAGGAAGUCAAAAAGAAGCCGGCUAUCCCGACCCUUGUCCCGUUGUGUGAAGGGGACAUCUCGGGACAUCCAAGUGUGUUUGUUAAUGAGUUGAAGUUAUCAGAUUUCAAGAUUGUAUUGACCAAGAGUGGAAUCUCAUCAGAAUUUGCCGGAGGCGUACUUUUCUGUGGCAAUGGCAACGUGGCCUUGCGCAGACAUGACAGUGGGCGUGUCACCAUUGAAGGCACAGUUUGUGACGAGUAUUAUCGCGUUCGAGAGCUCUUGUACGAUCAGUAUGCCAUUGUCUAAAAUGAAAUAGAAAUAAACUAACCAUAUUCAUGUC
Tigriopus californicus is the source of this 2475-nucleotide messenger RNA. RefSeq names its product cleavage and polyadenylation specificity factor subunit 2-like (gene CPSF2). The transcript has 3 exons. NCBI's taxonomy places the organism in Eukaryota, Metazoa, Arthropoda, Copepoda, Harpacticoida, Harpacticidae. Gene Ontology annotation, biological process: mRNA 3'-end processing by stem-loop binding and cleavage. Gene Ontology annotation, molecular function: RNA binding. The record is from RefSeq and is a predicted model, not a curated record. Gene Ontology annotation, cellular component: mRNA cleavage and polyadenylation specificity factor complex. Bases 156 to 2441 code for a protein of 761 amino acids.